CGACCAAACACGAAUCAGUCAGUUGGUCUGAAGUCAGAGUUAGCGUUGGACAGAUUAUCAGUGCGAGGCGAAACGCGGUCGUGUGAAGUGCUUCUUUUGGAAAUAAUUAUUAAUGAAUAACGCAGAAAUGACUGUAAUAGACCUGUUUUCAUACAACUUCAAAAUGCCGCCGGCACCCGAGAUGAAAAUGCUCACUGAAAUGUUGGAAAUGUUCAAAAGGCUGCCAUGCAUUUGGGAUCAGGCGCACCAUUUGUAUCACUGCAGAAACGAACGGGAUAGAGCAUAUGCAAUACUUUUGCAGAAAUAUAGGACCAUAUACGUAGAUGCUACCAAAGAAAUGCUCAAAAAGAAGAUUGAUAACAUGAGGAAUGCUUACAGGCGGGAAUACAAAAAGGUUUUAGCAGCCAGAGCAAAAGGUGCCCAACCGCAUAUCCCCGUGUUAUGGUACUACCACCUGUUCACAUUUUUGGAUGAAACUAGAGAUGACACCAGUAGCUGCUCCGUCAGCGAAAUAACAGAAGUGACAGAAGUUAAUGAAAUAAUGGAAGUAAAAAUUGAGGAGGAAGAAUAUGUCACAGAAGUUAUCGAAGACAGCGACGAAGAAAUAAAGACACCACCACCUAAGAAAAUCAGAUUUACAUAUGAAGAGCCACUGGACACAGAAGUGACACAAUCACAGCAGGCAGCAACACCAUCAAACCGGGAAGAAACGGCGUGUCAGCAGGAAGUCACACAAUCACAACCUGAAAUAAAAAGUACCACGGACGAAUCGGAGGCGACCAAAGAGAGCGAGACAUUCGGCCGCACUAUUGGCCUUCAGCUCAAAGAGUUGGAGCCCAUGCAGCGGUACAUCGCAGAAAAAAUAAUCUCGGACGUAAUAUUCUAUGGGAGACUGCGAAAAUUAGACCCACAAACCAGUCUCGCCAAUACAAAAUUGUGACAAAGCAAGAUAAUAAAAGUAGUUUGUAAAGUGGCCGAUGUUUUUCAUUUCGUAUAUAGUUGCUUGCCGGGCGGUGAAUGCGUAGGUAUUCUCGAUAAAGGGGCUGUUGCCAAGGGACCCCCUCCCACGGUGAACUUGGGUCGAACCAGCAACGCCGGCAGCCGCCGCUGCGGUUUGCGGCGCGGUCGCCAACUGCCGCACUGUACGCAGGGUACUAGGCGCGCAGAAUUCGCGAGGAGAUGUUUGCGGCGUCGCGCGGCCAGUUAUCGAGGGCCGCGCCUGUCCCCUCGAGUUCGCUC
Messenger RNA from Ostrinia furnacalis (Asian corn borer), 1239 nucleotides. RefSeq lists its product as uncharacterized. The record is from RefSeq and is a predicted model, not a curated record. The transcript is spliced from 3 exons. Bases 113 to 940 code for a protein of 275 amino acids. Lineage: Eukaryota; Metazoa; Arthropoda; Insecta; Lepidoptera; Crambidae.